Messenger RNA from Ctenocephalides felis (cat flea), 2745 nucleotides. Its product is annotated as leucine-rich repeat-containing protein 15-like. Gene Ontology annotation, molecular function: protein binding. The coding region runs from base 160 to 2430 and encodes 756 amino acids. The transcript has 3 exons. Gene Ontology annotation, cellular component: extracellular matrix. The record is from RefSeq and is a predicted model, not a curated record. Lineage: Eukaryota; Metazoa; Arthropoda; Insecta; Siphonaptera; Pulicidae.
UGUCAUCGGACCUAUAGGCUUCAUAUCAAAGUUGUAUGCCGGUGUGCAAAGAUGGCUUUUUAAAUAAAUUUUAAACCUAAAGUUUUAUCGAAAUAUGACAAGUACUAGUGGAUUUUGUGAUAUUGUGACAAAUUAAAUUUGAAGCAAUCCUCGAGCAAUAUGAAUUUUAUUAAGCUGCUCCUCGUGUUUGUGAUGAUAGACGAAAGUUUUGGGAAUGGUUAUUGCAAUUUGGAAGAAUGUAAUUGUUAUAUUGACGAUGCCAAAUUUGUGGUGGAUUGUUCUGAAAUGCAAUUGAAAGAGAUACCUAAUGAUAUUCCUAAAGAAGCGCAGAUUUUAAUCAUGACAAAUAAUAAUAUCCAAGAACUGUCUGGAGAACUGAAAUCAUUAGAAAAUCUAGAAGAAUUACAUUUAUCCGGCAACAGAAUCCGUAAAAUAUCACGUGAUGCCAUCGCAAAUUUGACGAACCUGAAAAAGAUUAUUUUAUCCAGAAACAAUUUAACUAGCUUGACAGAUAUUCAUGCGAGUGAGUUGUUUAUUUUAGCAAAACAUUUAAUCGAAAUCGAUUUAUCACAAAAUCCGAUUACUUUAGACAGAGACUACGAACGUAUGUUUAUACACAAUCAACAGUUGCAGAUAUUGAAUUUGAGUCAUUGCCAAAUUCAAAGUUUGACACAUCCUAAGUUUUUGAAAUAUAUGCCAAAUUUACAAGUUUUAGACUUGAGUUUUAAUCCUUUAAAUUUAAUUACGAAUAUGCAAUCCAGUUCCUUAGUUCAGCUUGAGGUUAGUCAUUGUCAAUUAGGAUUUUUUGAUGGAAAUUCAUUUAAUCAUUUAACUGGACUGAUGAAACUAAAUAUAGCUUGGAAUCCAAGAUUAUAUUUUUCUCGGCGUUAUCCUCUUUUGAAAUUAGAAUCUCUUAAAGAACUAGAUAUUUCGUUUUGUAAUGUAAAUAAAUUAAGACUAGAAGCAUUUCCAAAACUUGUCAAUUUAAAAGCUCGUGGAAAUAUGGUCAACGAAUUAAACGAAGAAAGUUUUGAAAAAAAUCAUUUAUUAGAGUAUAUUAAUUUGUCGGGAAACGGGAUAGCGAGCGUUGCAAAGAAUACGUUUGUUUUAUUAGACGAAUUAAGAAUGAUAGAUUUGUCGUGGAAUGUUUUGUCAUCUUUAAAUCCUAAUACAUUUGCUGCAAAUAAACAACUCACAAGCAUUAAUCUAUCACGAAAUCAUUUGAAUAGAUUAGAUUCUUUCGUUUCUAAAUCAAUCGAUACUUUGGACUUAAGUUGGUGUGAAAUUCAACAUAUAAGCAAUGAUGCUUUUGUCAGAUUGCCGGAAUUAAUAGACUUAAAUCUGUCUCAUAAUUUAAUAAGUGAGAUACCUGAACGAUUGCAAGCAUCGAAACUUCAAAAAUUAGAUCUCACCUUCUGUCGACUCAAAACCUUAAGAAAUGAAACAUUACAAGGGAUGCCUUUCUUGUCAACUUUAUUACUUGGUGGUAAUAGAAUGACGACACCUUUUCAUGAAAGUUAUUUCUCUGGUAACCAUGCACUUAAAGAGAUAGAUUUAUCAGACAAUCCAUGGCGUUGUGAAUGCAUGUCCGAAAGUUUUAAAAAUCUUUUCAAAUACUUACGUCCAAGAGUGGAUGACAUUCGUGCUUUGAAGUGCGAGUCGCCAAAUGUAGUUGCUGGUAAAUCUUGGUCAAGCGCUUGUGGAACUGUUUGGAACCCUAAUUUACUACCUGUGUCCAAGGCCGAUAAAUUUUGGAUGUUUUUAAUAGUAAUACUUCUGAGUUUUGUAGGCACAAUGUGUGUUGUGAUGGUUAUUCGUAGAACGAUAAAGGCCCGAGCCGAAGCUGCUAGACGGGAAGAAGAACGAGUGGCUGAAGAAGCCCGGGAGCGCCAGAGGCAGCAAAGGCUUCUCGAGCGCGAGGCCAUGCGCAACGCGCCUGACCCGCGGGACUUAGUGUCACCGCCGUGCUACGAAGAAGCUCUACUUUUACCACGCUUAGACGGAACUUUUGCCUCUUUAGGACACUUGCCAUCGGGUAGCAGAGAUUUACAGAAUAAAAUGGGAAAAAAUAGAGCAAAGAGUGAAGCUAAUGUAUCGAAAAUAGCGCAACGCGGCAGGAAUUUAGCACCUUUGACAAUAACCGUGCAUCAGGAGCACCCUACGCAAAGUGCAACGGAAUUAGCCACUAAUGUUAACAAUAGCGAAUCGAGUUCUUCGACAGCUAGGAAUAGUGAUGCAACCAUGAACGAGGCAAAUGUAAAUUCUCAACAAACUGAAACUCCUAUUACAAGAAUUAUCCCGAGUUCACCCCCGCCGAAGUAUAGUGAGCGGAAUCCUAUUCCGGUUGAAGUCAAUGUAACGGUAGAAGCCCCCGAAGGCCCGACAGAAUCUACAAAUAAUGAACGAGUUCGCAGGGAGAGCGAUCUGUGAUUAUACUCUGAAAAUAUUUAGACAUGAUGCGAAUCGGUUGCUUUAGUCAAUCCAAAAACCAGUGAAGUUCCAUGCAUGAAGUGACUCUAUCUAUGAUUGCAACACAAAUAUACGUUGAAGUUUGUUAUGAAAUUCAGAUGGUGCUUGCAAACAUAUAAAACUGUUAAUUUUAAAUCAGAGUCUAAAAACACAAUGCACUUUUGGACAUUUAACGCUAAAUUAAUGUUUGAAAGCAUAUACUUAAAAUAAUUGAUAAUUCCAAUUCAAAAUUUUUAUUUUACUGCUAACGAAACUUCGUUUCAUGAUCUUUUCCAG